This is a messenger RNA of Parnassius mnemosyne (clouded apollo), 1845 nucleotides long. NCBI's taxonomy places the organism in Eukaryota, Metazoa, Arthropoda, Insecta, Lepidoptera, Papilionidae. The record is from the annotation of a GenBank genome assembly.
AUGCACAAGUGCUUAAUUAUCUUACCUGUAAUAUUUAAUUUAGUUGUAUCUAGUGCUUUUCGUGAAGAUGUUUGUGAGAAAUGUGUCCAUUUAGAUAAUUGUCCGCAAUUUAACAAUAUGAAUAGAGACGAACAACAAAGGUGGAUAAGGCAAUUCCCUUGUCAACAACCGAAAGCGGAAGAACCAAGUCCUUAUUAUGGAUUUGCGCCUGUUGCUAGAGGAGAUUAUGUUUGCUGUCCUGGUUUAAAUGUUUGGAGUAUAGUAAACGAGGACCAAGGAGAUGUUAAUAAAUCUCCUUACGAUCAAGAAUAUGUUCAGCCUGGCGCUUUUAAUAACAGACCAGGACGACACCCGCAGUAUACUAAUAAUUUCCCACCUUACGGUGGUCAAAACUUUGAUAACAACCAUCAAUCAAACAUUGGAUCAAAUAUUGGCAAUAAUCACAACCUUGGCAAUCAUUAUCCAAAUUAUGAAAAGCCAGAUAUAAACAACCAGAAAUUUCACAACCGACCCAAUUUUUAUAAACCCGAUCAACAAAACGACUACCCAAAACAAACAUUUCCAAUGACGAAAAAUCCACAAAUGUUCGUACCCAAUGGGCAGCAGCCAAGUUUUUCUAACCAGUAUCCACCAUGUCCAACGCAAAAUAAUUUUGGUUAUCAAUCAUUUCUAAAUAAUCUACAGAAUCCUAACUGUAAUAGCUACCAACCAAGUUUUAAUCCAACACAACAACCUCCAACUCAAGCUAAUCCUGGGCGAAAUAAUCCUCCGAAACGGCCAGUUCAAAAUGUGUUUCCAGUAUAUCCAACCAAUCAAGGCCCCAACUUCCAUGGUGUAAAUGGUAAUGGUAAUAUACAGGGCGGAACAAAAUUGAACAACCAAUGUCAAGGAUUAACAAGUUUACCUCCCGACCCUGCAUCUGGAUGCUGUGGCUUAGAUAUGUCCAGUGGUGAGGGUAUUACUGAUUUACAAAUUAUGGUUACUCAACGUAUCCGCAACAGUUUUAUGUAUAUGCGAAAUAACAGAAGAACGACGAGACAAACUGAAAAUGUCACUGUUGGAAUAGAUUUGGAUAAUCGUAUCGCAGGUGGUACAGAAACCGAACUAAAUCAAUUCCCGUGGACUGUACUUCUGAAAACAACAUUCGACUAUGGUACAAAUAAAACCUCUUUCAACUGUGGUGGCAGCUUAAUUAGUUCAAAAUACGUUCUUACUGCUGCACAUUGCAUACAUGAAAAAGAUGCUACACUUAGCAGUGUUGAAAUUACCUUGGCAGAAUAUGACAAGCGUACUUUCCCGAGGGAUUGCAAGCUUAAUUUUGGUGGCGAAAAGACGUGUAUUGAGAACGUAAUAAUAUAUGCUGAGAACAUAGUUCCACACCCGGAAUACGAUGAUAAGAAACUCUACAACGAUAUUGCACUGAUACGCCUUCGUGGAAAAGCGCCCUAUACUGAAUUCAUCCGACCGAUAUGCUUACCUCCACUCAACGUAGAUAACCAAGUGUUCUACGACUUACCACUACCUGUUGCUGGUUGGGGUCGUAAUGGACCAUAUAUGUCUGAUAUCAAACAAUCCACGGUAGUCAACCUAGUCCCGCAUGAUGAGUGCCAGCAGUACUACCCGUACUUAUCAGCCUCUCAUUUAUGCGCGGCGGGAAAAACCGGAGAGGACACAUGCAAGGGAGACUCCGGAGGUCCUUUAAUGAUGCUCUAUGAUGGAAAAUAUUACGUCAUAGGAGUCGUAAGUGGGAAGAGGGCGGACGCUCCAUGUGGAACCGCAGUACCUUCCCUUUAUACAAACGUGUUUCAGUAUAUAGACUGGAUAAGAAAUAAUAUUGUUAAUUAA